Molecule: messenger RNA, 925 nt
Organism: Pyrus x bretschneideri (Chinese white pear)
Lineage: Eukaryota; Viridiplantae; Streptophyta; Magnoliopsida; Rosales; Rosaceae
Product: protein DMP4-like
Exons: 1
Coding region: 119-763 (214 amino acids)
Biological process (GO): endomembrane system organization
Source: RefSeq, a predicted model, not a curated record
GUUUCAUUCCUAUUCCUAUUUAUGCAACAUUGUUCCUCACAAGAAAAAUGCUAAAAUAAUACGAGAAAAAGAGACCAAAGCAUUAAGGGAUAAGAGACGUAUCAAACGAUUCUGGUCGAUGGAGAUCAAGGUAGAAGCUGAGGAAUCCCGGCACCUGCAUGAUGGUGAGCAGAAACUCCCCCUCUUGCAAGAUGCAACAAAGUCGGUGACAGAAGAGGAAAGAACGCUGAUACAGAAAGCCAUUCGCCAGACUUUUCAGAGCACAGCUCAUUUGGCCAAUCUUUUGCCAACGGGAACAGUGCUUGCAUUUCAGCUUCUGGCACCCAUAUUUACAAACCUGGGCAACUGUGACUCAGUCAGCCGGUCCAUGACUGCUGGCCUUGUAGCCCUCUGUGGGGCUUCAAGUUUUCUACUGAGUUUCACUGACAGCGUUAGGGACAAGAAUGGAAAUGUCUGCUAUGGGCUCGCUACAUUCAAAGGCUUAUGGAUCAUUGAUGGAUCAGCCAACAUAUCACCUGAAGUCGCUGCAAAUUUCCGGCUGCAGUUUAUAGAUUUCCUCCAUGCCUUCAUGUCAAUACUUGUAUUCGCAGCUGUUGCACUUUUCGAUCAGAACGUGGUGAAUUGCUUCUAUCCAACGCCGUCAGAUGAGGCUCAGGAGGUACUCACAGCAUUGCCAGUUGGCAUUGGUGUCAUUUGCAGUAUGUUGUUUGUUGUGUUUCCAACCAAGCGCCAUGGAAUUGGCUUCCCGCUGUCUGCAAGUUAGCAACACCUCUUUUGCUUGAUUAAUUCAUAUUUGCCUGCGUGCUACUUAAAAUUGCCAAACCGUGCACAUGCAACCUUAUUUAUUCUUUCUUCCAUUCCGGCUUCCUCCAAGUUCCGUAAAUGCCGGUUAUAUGACUAUAUGACUAUUCUCUUUGUUUGCAAA